Molecule: messenger RNA, 1690 nt
Organism: Tricharina praecox
Lineage: Eukaryota; Fungi; Ascomycota; Pezizomycetes; Pezizales; Pyronemataceae
Exons: 9
Coding region: 118-1500 (460 amino acids)
Biological process (GO): carnitine biosynthetic process
Cellular component (GO): mitochondrion
Molecular function (GO): iron ion binding; trimethyllysine dioxygenase activity
Source: RefSeq, a predicted model, not a curated record
CUUCCGUCUUGUGUAACCUCCUUCGGGCAUCGCAUCACUGUGCAUCCGUGAGGUCAUCCGAUGCCCAGAUGUUCUAUGUAACGACAUCUCAAGCUCCCACCACCAACUGCCUUCUCAAUGGCUGCUGCAUCGCGCUUGCCAUUCCCCACGCUUCGAAGCGCCCUGUCGCUUGCAACCCGAUCAAGCUCACUCGUGGUGUCUCCGGCUACAUAUCGGUCGACGUCCGCAGCUUAUUUCCGGAAAGUUCCCGCACGGUACAUCAGCGCAAAGGCUGCUGCCGUGCCCGAUCCUGACCUACAAAGCCCAACGCGAACCUACAACGUUAACAAGGCAGAUGCGCGACCGGUUCUCUCGGUACAUCAUGAGAUCUCGUUUGAUGACAGGAAGGUUCUAGUACCGUGGGAGGAGGGCAAAACUUCAUACUUUCAACACCUGUGGCUACGCGACCAUUGCCAGUGUCCCGAAUGUAGGCAUCCCGAAACCAUGCAGCGAAUCGUCGAUACAUUCAGCAUACCAAAGAAUAUCAAGCCGGCAGAGCUGAAGGCAUCCGAGUCGGGUCUCGAGGUUAAAUGGAGGGAUGGCCAUGUCAGCUCCUUCGAGUGGAAGUGGUUGCACUUGCACUCCUACAGCCCACGCCUGGAGAAAUACCUUUCACCUCAAUUCCAUUUCUGGGGAUCCGAGAUUGGGACAAAUCCUCCCGAGAUUAAGUACGAUGAUGUGAUGGGAUCGGACGAAGGUGCCGCACUGUGGGUGUCGAAGAUUUUCAAAUACGGCUUUUGUUACGUUGAUGGUGUGCCAGUUACUCCGGAGGCUACUAAAGCUCUCGUGGAACGAAUAGCUUUCAUCCGGGAGACACAUUAUGGUGGAUUCUGGGACUUCACAGCGGAUUUGUCGAAAAAGGACACGGCAUACACGAAUCUGGGCCUCGGCGUUCAUACCGAUACUACUUACUUCAGUGAUCCCGCUGGUCUCCAGCUCUUUCACCUUCUGGAGCAUUCGGACGGCAAUGGAGGACAGAGCCUUUUGGUGGACGGAUUUCGAGCUGCCAAGUUGCUCCGGGACCAAGAUCCUCAGGCUUACAAAACCCUCUCAAACGUCCGUGUACCCAGUCAUGCAUCUGGAAAUGCCGACUCCAGCAUCCAGCCAUAUGCACCUUUCCCUGUGUUGAACCACCAUCCGGUGAACGGAGAGCUCAUUCAGAUACGAUGGAACAACGACGACAGGGCUACUAUGGAUCGCUGGGGGGAUCUGGGUGAUGUGGACGCGUUUUACGAUGCAGCUAGAGCAUGGAACAACAUACUGAAAGAUCAGGCCAACGAAUAUCGAGAGCAGCUGCAGCCUGGACGCGCAUUAAUAUUCGACAACUGGAGAGUUUUGCACGGGAGAACUGCGUUCACCGGAAAACGUAGGAUGUGUGGAGCAUACGUCAACAUGGACGAUUACAAGUCUCGGUUCAGGGCGCUGUGUACUGGUCGGAAGGAACUGAUGAUGUCUCUUUGAGAAGCGGGACCUUUGUAUAACUAUAAUCGGUACAUAUCUGACAGUUACCAGAAGCUCCGAUACCGACUCGUGCAUCAUCAUUUUCAAAUUUAUGGCACAAUUUGAUUCUUCAUUUCGCAUUGUAAAUACCUACUAAAGAACAUUACUGUAAAGUAUACGAAUGCUAUGAAUGAGAGAAAACUUCCGGUCG